This is a messenger RNA of Vigna unguiculata (cowpea), 456 nucleotides long. Its product is annotated as auxin-induced protein 15A-like. The record is from RefSeq and is a predicted model, not a curated record. Lineage: Eukaryota; Viridiplantae; Streptophyta; Magnoliopsida; Fabales; Fabaceae. Gene Ontology annotation, biological process: response to auxin.
UUCACAUCUGAAAGCAUUCAAAAUUCUCGAGACUUCUCUUCAAACCAUUAUCUUCUCAAAUCAACACAACAAUGGGGUUUCGUUUACCUGUUAUCAGAAAGGCCUUAUUUGCAGCAAAUCAAAUUGCAGUCUAUGUUGGAGAGAAAAUGAAGCGGUUUGUGAUCCCUGUGUCGUUCUUGAACCAACCCUCGUUUCAGGACUUGUUGAGUAAAGCUGAGGAAGAGUUUGGAUAUGAUCAUCCCAUGGGUGGCCUUACAAUUCCUUGCAGCGAAGAUGUCUUCUUAAGUAUAACGUCUUGCUUCAACUGAUCUUAAAUCUCACACUUUAGGACACCGACAUAGAUUAGUGGAGAAAUUUUGUACAAUAGGACUUUUCUUAACUUGUUUCCCUUUUUCAAGAAAGAGGGAAAAGAAAGCGAAUGACAAUAUCAAAUUAUAUCAUUCUUUUGUUUAUAUG